AUGCAAAACCCCUACUUUCGUCCGCCACCGAGCCAUCCCCCGCCGCAGCCCGCCUACGAGCUGCCUCCCGUCCACCAUGCGGUCGCCUCCCACGCACAACAACCGAAUCCUUCUUCCUCCUACCAGCCCUCUCCGUUACUCUCGGCGCCUCCCAUCAGACCCGAUAAUGCCCUCAAGAUGGCUCAUCUGUUGCAGCCGAUGACGCCCCAGCUCCCGCCGCCGCCCUCCAUAGCCAAUCCUGCUGCUGCUGCUGCUCCGCCGCCGCCGCCGCCGCCGCCGCCUUCGUAUACCCGCUCCUACGAUUCUGCCUCAGGCUCCCCUGCCGAACGCUCGUCGAUGCUUCCAGAAGCGCCGUCGAUGGCAAAUGGAGGCAUGGCCCCGAGCAACAUGCCCCCCAACCCAGGGACCGGCCAGCCGCCGCAGAAACGUGCCUAUCGCCAGCGGCGCAAAGAUCCCAGCUGCGACGCCUGUCGUGAGCGCAAAGUCAAGUGCGACGCCUCCGAAUCCACCAGCUGUACCGAGUGUACCAACCGUAAGGUCCGCUGCCAGUUCACCAAGGAGACCAACCGGCGCAUGUCAUCGAUCAAACAAGUCCAGGAUUUGGAGAAACAGCUGCUGUCGACCAAACAACAACUCCAGCAACUGCGUUCUGGUGUCCUGCGCGCUGAGAACCUCAUGGACCUAGAUCUCGACCCCAGCGGCCAGCCUAUGCUCAAGCUCCCCGACAUCAACCCUCGACCAACCCGCCGCGCACACACCCCCAUCGCCCAGGAUCUGGCUGCCGUGCGCCGUAACGUGCGCCGCUAUGCCCAUGGCCUGUUCACCGUCCCACCCCCGUACCGCCAGCCGCCUUCCGUCUCGUACGUGACUGAUUCGCCGGCCUUGCCGCCCAGGAGCACGGCGGACUGCCUGCUCGCCACCUACUACGCGAGUGUGCACGCCAUGCUGCCUUUUAUCCACUGGCCCAGUUUUGUCGCCGAGUACGAACAGGUCUAUCGCGCCGGCACCUUGCAGGGCCGCCCGCGCGAGUGGGCCGCCUUGUUGUUCGGCGUGUUCGCCUGCGGCGCGAUGCACACGCUGGACCCGGGAAAGCUCCGCGACGGCCGCGAGUUCAUCCGCAUCGCCUGCAGCGUCGUCGACAUUUGGCAAGACAAUUUCACCCUCGAUCAGGCCCGCUGUUCCCUGCUCGUCAGCAUCUUCUUGUUUGAGGCCAACUCGCGCUCCGCCAGCUGGGUCUGGAUCGGCUCCGCUGUCCGCAUCUCCCAGGAGAUCGGUCUCCAUGUCGAGUCGGGUCCCUGGUCGCCCCUUGAAGCCGAAAUGCGCCGCCGAUUAUGGUGGGGGCUAUACGCGUGGGAUCGACUACUUGCCCUCGAGAUGGGAAAGCCGGUAUUGAUCAACGAUCACGACUGUGACGUCGACCUGCCGUGCCCCGUGGACGAGCAGUACCUGGGGGAAACCCGCUUGCCUGAGGCCCAGGCGACCAGCGCCCUGCUGGCGACGAUCCACGUGGUCCGCUCGAUCGGACAGCUGGUUAAAACCCUCAAGGCUCCGAUCAUCAGCGGGGCGACGAUCGAGACCUUUGAGCGACAUUUCAACGCCUGUCUCGCCACAUUCCCCGUCGAGUAUCACCCGAAAUCCGAGCAGCCGCUCGACCCACGCGCCCUCGCCCCGAUUGCCAGCCUGCAGAACGCACGUUUCCUUCUACACCGGCACAAUUUCUCGCCUUUGUGCCCGACAGAGGGCCGCCUGUCGGCUCUAGACUACUGCCUAUCCACGGCGCUGGAUACGACAAGGUUAUUAUCACGAUGUAUGGAGAUUUCUUCUCCAACAUCACUACCUUCUUCUUCUUCUUCUUCUACUACUACUAUCACUACCACUUCUACGACGACAACAACGACGACGACGAAUACGACGACGACGACGACGAAUGACUGGCGUUCCUCCCUAGCCGCUGCCGCGUCAAGCAUGCUCUGCACGCACAUCUUCCGCUGCACGCUUCUCCUGCUCUUCCGGACCGAGUAUGCGGCCGCGCAGGUAUGCGUACAGGCCCACGCAGCGAUUGGGAGCGCACGCAGCAUCAACACCGCGUGUGGGCGGUACAUUGCCUUUUUUCUGCAGUGUAUUCUAGAGCGCGGGGAGUCCUCCGAUCCGGACCGCGACGAGGAGAUGAUGGCGUACAUGUCGGGGGAUGUGCAGGGGACGGGCGGGGGCUGGAUCUGGUCGGGGGAGUCCGGCAAUAGCACCGAUCUUCAUGAUGCAGGAGUCCAACCGCCAGCGCAAGACAAAGACAUGGAGGGGAUAGAGGAUGGGCCGGACUGGGAAGGGUGGGACUGGGUGCAGCGCACCGUGCAAUACCUCCACGAAACGAAACAGCGACGGGACCCGGACCUGCUGGCUCCGGAGGGAUCUGCUCGACGAUCGAGCUCAUCUCAUUCGCGGAUGACCAUAGCAAGCAUAAUCUGA
Penicilliopsis zonata CBS 506.65 is the source of this 2463-nucleotide messenger RNA. RefSeq lists its product as hypothetical. Gene Ontology annotation, molecular function: DNA-binding transcription factor activity, RNA polymerase II-specific; zinc ion binding; DNA binding. The transcript is spliced from 4 exons. Gene Ontology annotation, biological process: regulation of DNA-templated transcription; DNA-templated transcription. NCBI's taxonomy places the organism in Eukaryota, Fungi, Ascomycota, Eurotiomycetes, Eurotiales, Aspergillaceae. Bases 1 to 2463 code for a protein of 820 amino acids. The record is from RefSeq and is a predicted model, not a curated record.